Messenger RNA from Archocentrus centrarchus (flier cichlid), 4193 nucleotides. RefSeq names its product BCL2 associated athanogene 6 (gene bag6). The record is from RefSeq and is a predicted model, not a curated record. Gene Ontology annotation, molecular function: polyubiquitin modification-dependent protein binding; misfolded protein binding. The coding region runs from base 157 to 3822 and encodes 1221 amino acids. Lineage: Eukaryota; Metazoa; Chordata; Actinopteri; Cichliformes; Cichlidae. Gene Ontology annotation, biological process: ERAD pathway. The transcript has 25 exons. Gene Ontology annotation, cellular component: BAT3 complex.
GGUUCCGGUGCCGCCUUGACGUCACAUCCACGUAGCUUAGCAGUUUCUGGCAAGUACCAGAGCAGCUACAGGGAAGUGGUUUGCAUGCUAGCUGAUGAUAAGAAAAAACUGCAUACACUGAAUGAGUCGAGAGGAUAGUGACUUUUAAGGAACACAAUGGAAGAACAAACUGCUGACAUAGAGGUGACGGUGAAAACGUUAGACUCCCAGAGCAGAACCUACACUGUCGGCGCUCAGCUUACAGUGAAAGAGUUCAAAGAGCACAUCGCCCCUUCAGUGGGUAUCCCAGUGGAUAAACAGAGGCUGAUCUACCAGGGCAGAGUGCUGCAGGAUGAAAGGACUCUGGCCGACUACAAUGUGGGUGGAAAGGUGAUCCACCUGGUGGAGCGAGCACCCCCUCCGCCCUCACAGCCCGCCUCAGGGUCAGGAGGCUCUUCAGCCGACAGCGGGCCGUCCUCUUCCUCCCAGGGAACAUCACAAGUGCCUCCACAUGAUCGCAACGCUAACAGCUACGUAAUGCUCGGCACGUUCAACCUGCCUGUCAACAUCAUGGAUCCCCAGCAAAUACAGAUGUCAGUCCAGCAGAUGGUGUCCAGCAUGGGAGAGAAUGCCAGGAAUGCCAGAGUCACAACCAGCACUGGGAGUAAUGGGUCUGUGAAUGUGCACAUUGAUAUGGACCAGCCAGUGCAGAGUGAGCCGAGGCUGAGGCUGGUGCUAGCUGAGAACCUGCUGAGGGACAUCAAUGACGUCAUCCACCGAAUGGAGGGCCGAACGAGUGACUCGUCCUCUCAGACGGAGACAGCUGAUGCUGCUGCUGCCCCUCCUCCUCCAUCGUCUUCCUCCACCACCUCCACUCCUUCUCCUUCUGCUCAGCCAAUGGACACCUCCCCACCUCCAGCAACCCCUCCACCUCCACCCUCCUCUUCAGCUCAGUCUGAGGGACCGACACCACAGCCUGGACCCAAUCAUCCCAGCCCGGCUGAACUGGCAGAGAUGCUGUCUGAGCUGCGGAGGGUUGAGGAGAGACUGCAGCCAUUCAUCCAGAGAGCUCACACCAUCCUCGAGACGGCCACCACUGCAGAAUACAACAACAAUACAGAGCGAGAGGAGGACCAGCGAACGCUCGUCCUGACGUGGGAGUGUCUCCGUCUCCUCGGUAACACUCUGGUGGCCCUCAGCGACCUGCGAUUGAACCUUAUGAGUCCUGUCCCCCGUCACCUGCAUGUGGUCCGGCCAUUUUCUCACUACACCAACCCGGUCUCCCUUCCUGGAGCUAUGCACCCGCACAUCCCAGUGCAAAUGAACCUGGGUGCCACAGUGACUGUUGCGGGUAACAGCGCUGAGGGACAAGCCCCGCCCCCUCAGCCGACCAGCCAGGCGGACCAGGCAGGUCAGGGACAGACCUCCCCCACACAGACUACCCCGUCCAAUCAGCAGGCUGGACAGGGACAGGGUGGCCACCGGGUCAUCAGGAUCAGCCACCAGGCAGUCCCGGUGGUCAUGAUGCAGAUGAACACGGACGGCCCAGGUGCAAACCCUGCAACUUCUGGACAGCAAAUGCCUGGACAAGCAGGCGCCCUCCCCCCUGAUUUUAUGAGGAACCUCAUGCAACAGAUCAGCCAGUAUGCCGCUGCCGUAGCCACCAGCGCCGCCACCGCCACCGCCACUGGCCAACCGGCCCCGCCCCAGCCCACUCCUCCCAGCUCAACAGCCAGUUCCUCAGCUACAACCACAUGCCCUAAUACCCCCAGCACCACUCCUACAGCUCCCCCUCCCCCUCCCAGUGCUGGUCCUCAACCCCAGGCCAGGGUUGUCUUUACCCGGCCCCCCUUUGCACCCAACAUACCCCCUCCCGCCUUUGGUUCCCGGGGAACCACCAUCAACGUGAGGACGGCCAUGCCAGGCCAGCAGUCAGGACAGGCUUUCAACCCUGCUGCUCUGAACCAAAUGAUUAGUGGACUGGUUGGACAGCUGCUGCUCCCAGGACAAGCAGCUGGUCAAACAGUCACAUCCUCCUCUUCUUCUACAUCCACGUCCACCUCUUCUUCCUUUUCCUCCUCUUCUCACACCUCUACAUCUUCAUCUUCCUCCUCCUUUUCCUUUUCCACCUCGGGUCCAACACCACCUACUGCUGCAAACGCCCCCCCGAACCAAAACGAGACCAACAGCAGCGAGCCGCAGCAGAUGCCUCCAGACCUCAGCCAGCUGCUGGGUUCUCUCCUGGGGGUAGCCAGUGGUACUGUUAGCGGUGCAGCCGGGUCCCCUUCAAUAACUGUCAGCACUUCAGGCGUCCCCGCCUUCAUCCAGGGAGUGGCUGAAUUCAUGCAGCAGGCCUCCCAGCCCAUCUUUUCUCCACCCCCACCUUCCUCUGGUACUACUCCAGCUCCCAGUGCAAGGCCUAACCCGAUGUCUAACCCUGGCGCGGCGGCGGCCGAAGCCCUCGAUCCGGAGCUGUUCACAGGCAUCGUCCGUGGUGUCCUGAGCACCAUGAUGGGUUCUCUGGGCCAAGGCCAGAGCGACACCGAGAGCAUCGCCCAGUUUAUGCAGAGGCUGUCGCAGUCAACCAACAUUUUCAUCAGUCCUGAGGAACCUACGGGGUUCUUUGGGAAGCUGCUGAUGUUGGUGUGUCAGACGUUCACCAUGUCUGACGUGGUGAUGCUGCUUCAUGGCCAGCACGAGCCUCUGGGCCGCAUCCAGCCUCAGCUGGCUCAGUUCUUCACCCAGAACUACCUCAGUGGCAGAGAACCCACCGAUCAGAACAUUGCUGCUGCUGCUGACAGUCUUGUUGGAGAACUGGAGGAAUACAUCACUGAGAGCUUUAGAGAGUCUGCAGUGAGUGUGUUGGAGGGCGUUGAUAUCACCCAGACCAACAUGACUUUCUUCAGGCAGCAGCUGAUUCGCAUCGCCACACACAUCCUGCGCUGCGCCGAUGAAACAUUUGGGCCCCAGCUGCUGCAGAUGUGUAACCAGGCGUUGUUCGAGUGUCUUGCUCUCAACCUGCACUGCCUGAGAGGAGACCAGAGAGCUCUAACUGCCGUCAUCAACCACCGGAUACGGAGGAUGUCGAGUGACAUCAGCCCCAGUCUGGUUAACUGGAUGACCAGCAUGAUGACAAUGAGGCUGCAGGUGAUUCUGGAGCAUAUCCCUGUCACACAGGAGCAGAUCCAGAGCUACGUCGUUCACACACAGAGCCAUCAGUCUUCUACAGAUAGCAGCCAAGAGCCUGAACGGGCACAAAGUGCAACGGUCGGGGACACCCUCUCGCCGGCUGCAGCCACCACAGCAGAGGAGGCCAUGUCGGUGUCACAGGAGGCCAGGGCCUCAUCACGGGACCCGCGGGUGUUGCCCGGGGACCUGGGAGCGUCGGGAGGAGCCGCACCGUUAGGUGGCGACAUGGCAGCAGUGGGAGCUGAGGGAGGGAGGGAGGAGUCUGCUGGAGAGUCAGAGGCCUGGGCUGCUGCUGUUCCUCCUGAAUGGGUUCCCAUCAUCAGGUGUGAUAUAAUGACUCAGAGGAAGAUGAAGGCUCAGCCUCCGCUGUCUGAUGCAUAUUUGCACGGCAUGCCAGCAAAACGCAGGAAGACGGGACAGAGCAGUGCAGCCCUCCUCUCCCUCUCUGAUGCAGUGAGUCAGGCAGCCAGGACGGCAGGAGUGAAGCCCGUCACCUCUGCUGAGUGCUUACAGGAAGACCUGGAGACCCAGGAGGUGAAGGAAGCUUAUUCAGAGCAGGUUAAAACCGACAUCAAGAAACGAGUGAGGGAAGACCCGGAUUUCAACUCUCAGCAGUUCCCCAACUCACACAGAGCUUUCUCCCCAGACUCAUAAUCUCACACUGAAGCAGACACCCCCCCCCCUCCCGCGCUUUACUUUGGGACUUCGAUUAGACUACGAGUCGGUGCAGCUUCACCCCCAACGGCCCAGCGCUGAUGUGACUGCUUCCCUAGUGCCUAUUUAUUGCUCUGUGGUUAUUUUAGUGCGACUUUUGCUGAGAGAAUGUCCCUCACUGAAAAAGGUGCCAGAUUUAAGUUGGACUAAAUCAAGUCUCUUUAGUCUUGUUUGCCCCCCACCCCCCCGCUUUGUUCAUGUGGAGCCUGAAUCAUUAAUUAUCAGACUUCGGCCUUCCUCUCAGUACUCUUGAGCACAAGAGAAGACUUUCAUGUGAUGCCGUUUGCUACAUGAAUGUACAGUAAGCUUAA